AUGGAAGCUGCUGCCAUGGAUCAAAACCCUAGAGUUGUUGUUCCAAGGAGAAAGACAAAGAACUUCCGGCGAGGGAGGAAUGUGGGUCCUAGGUUGAGGUCAUCACGAACAAGCUUAGCUGGGAAUUUGGCGGAGGGUAGCAGAACUGCUACUCGUGUGUGGGAGCCAGAAAGUGAAGCUUCGAACUUUGGAUCAACUGGCAACUGGGGUGGUACUGUAGCUCCAUCUUCUUCAAGGUCUGGCGGGAAAAACAGUAUGGGUAGAAGGAAGGUGGGUCUGAGGCUCAGUCCUGGCCCAAGUCAUGGUAUUCAAGCUCCUAGCUUUCCCAACGGGAAGGGUUCUUUGAUUCCUUUACCUCAAAGUCCUGACGAGCAAAAUGGGUCUGAGGUUACAACUCUCAUGAUUAAGAACAUCCCUUGGAACCUUAGAAGGGGCGAUUUGCUGCUCAUAUUGAAAGAGCAUUGCCAAGAAGAGAACAAAAAGGCUGGUUCUUUGCUUAAAUCGGAGUUCAAUUUCUUCUAUUUACCACUGGAUUUCGAAAAAUUUUGGAAGAGGAAAAGGAUUUCAAAUCUUGGGUAUGCGUUUGUGAAUUUCACCACUGCUGUUGGAGCACAAAGGUUCUAUGAGAAGUACCACAUGUUUAUGUGGAAGGAGAUCAUUCAGAGCACCAAAGUCUGUGAGAUAUCAUGCGCCAAGAUCCAGGGUUUCAAGGCAUUGGAGAAAUGGUUUAGAGGUAAACUGUACCGUGGUCUCAGAAACGAUUUCUUGCCUGUGAUCUUGGCUCCUGCUUGUGAUGGAGUGAGGGAGUCCAACCACAUACCUGUGGGACAUCUUCUGUGA
Messenger RNA from Argentina anserina (silverweed cinquefoil), 840 nucleotides. Its product is annotated as protein MEI2-like 6. Gene Ontology annotation, molecular function: nucleic acid binding. The record is from RefSeq and is a predicted model, not a curated record. NCBI's taxonomy places the organism in Eukaryota, Viridiplantae, Streptophyta, Magnoliopsida, Rosales, Rosaceae. The transcript has 4 exons. The coding region runs from base 1 to 840 and encodes 279 amino acids.